This is a messenger RNA of Porites lobata, 8972 nucleotides long. Lineage: Eukaryota; Metazoa; Cnidaria; Anthozoa; Scleractinia; Poritidae. The record is from the annotation of a GenBank genome assembly.
GAGGUCCACUUCAUUUGCAUUUCGGGCAGGUCUUCUCUUUCUUCUUUUCUGUUGCCACCAACUUUAAACAAGAAGCAGGACGAAAACAUCCUUUACAGACAUGAUUUUGGUAAAGAGGGCGAAAGGGAAGAUCGUAUAAAACAUUUUGGUAUGUCGAUUUUUUCAGAUUGGAUACAAUUAGAUGCUUUUUGCAAAUUAACUAUAUUAUAUGUAUAUAUAACUGUGAGAAAACUGUAAACAAUAGAUGCUUUAUACAGCUAUAACAGCACUUUAAGCUACUUAAAAUAGGAUAGGAUCAAAUACAAAGGUGACUAUAACGCAAAUAUUGAUCUAGACGCUUAUAGACGGUUUAAAUUCCGAAGAGAAGAAUUAGACAAAAUAAACUCAAAAAUUGGUACGAGCUCAGUUUAGCCACUCAUUUACCGGCGUGGCAAACCAACUACGCGACAGACAAGCCACGCGAACGACUUCGUAAACGCUAAAAGCCAUGCAAAGAGAAACCUCUUUUCGCAGGGUACCACUCAUUUUAAGAAUGUAUUAAACGAUGUUAGCUACAAACCUUUUUGCUUUAUUCACUUACAAUUUUACAAGUGUCUUUUUUUUUUUAUUAAAAUCGUUUCAAGUGCUUUUAUGAAAGCACUAUUCUAUAAAAUUUCAUGUGACGGCGCCAAAGAGUUUUUGCACUUAAAAAACGAGAGAUGCCCGUUAGGCUAGUUGGACGUCAGAGCUUGUACCAUGCAGGGUUCGCUAGCCUACACGUCCUGGCGACAAGCCGCUGACCACAGAGCCUAGAUUACAGCGCUUCUGGCUACUUAGCCUGUUUCAGGCGUUUAGAUAGUCAAUUUAACUAGCUCACCACUAACCGCCGCGCUCUAAUAUUUGAAAGCCUUAACCAGGCUAUUGGCUACUUAACAAUUUGGAGAGUCAUUAGAGGUGUUUAUUAUUUUUCCGGCGAAGAAAUAGCCUGCGUAGCAUGGCGGUUUUGUCGGGCGCACUACUGAGCGUUGAAGACGCAAAUGCGCGCUCGCUAACGAGCGUUGCUCCGCCCCAAUCUCCUCGCAGUUUCACUGCCCCCACCUUGGUAUGUUUGCACGCCUGACCAAAACCGCCAUGCUAGGCAGCCUAGCGAAGAAACAGCUGGGUAAUUCCAAUUUUUUUUUACAAAAUGCUUUCUAACUGCAAAACGGUCUACUAGUCGAAUUUUAACAAUUAUUCGUCUAGCCCGAAUGGGCUCUGCGUCAAUAGCCCAUGAGGCCGAAGGCCAAAUGGAGUGCCAUAUGACCCACUUUUCUAUUUAUGUUGCAGUGGAGUCGUGACACCAAAAACAGGUUCAAAACCAAAAUGCUGUGGAACACGCUCACACGAUUAUGCCUCAGAACUGUGUUGCCAAGGAAACAUUUAUCCAAAAGACGGUCUACGGCCAGGCUGCUGCGGAAGUAUUGCAUUUGAUGCUGAAUUCUUCUUGUGUUGCGCUGCAGAUCACAUUUCACCCAAGAGAGGAACAAACCCAAGGUGCUGCGGAACCCAAGGAUAUGAUCCUGCAAUCGAAAGAUGUUGUCCUGGCUAUGUAGUCGUUAAAGGUCUUCAGUGCCCUUGAGCCCUGUUUAUGUAACCAAAAAACGAAUGAUUAUAAAUAUUUGUAAAUUUAAGGGUGGAAGGGUUUUGUAUGUCAAAAUUAAAGGGGUAAUAUUCAGUCGUCGUCCGUUAUUCUGAAGCUUACUACAAUCACGCAUCUUGGGUAUCACAAACUGUCAUUCGGAAUGAGCAUUGAAAUUCAGGAGAAAAAAAGGCUAAAUAAAUGUUAGAAGACAUUUCUUUGAGUUUCUUUCUUCCUGUACGUUGUAGCACUCUUUUCCAAAGACGCUUAUUUCAUAAGCUGACUUUCUACAUUCAGGUUAUAAUUACCUUGUAAUAAAUAUUAAGGCAAAGAAUUUCAUGCUCAGGCUUAAGUCACCAGCAAACUGAAAGAGCGAGUUUCAGUGAUUAUUAACUUGCGUCAGUAAUUCAAUAAAACCCAAGUCACGUCACUUUGGACAUAUAUUAUCCUGCGAAGAUUUUACUGAAUAAAAUAACGUCGCCUUAGACUGUUCCGAAACAUCGUGGAGAAAAGGGCUUACUCUGUAAGGGGCAGCCAUCUUGGAUUCAAAUGCAUGUACCGUGUGUACAUGUAUGCAUUGAGUGGGCCUCCCGUCACAGUGAUCUCAAAAAUCUUUCGGAAGAACAGGAGACAGAAGUUAAACAGUCUAAAAACCGCAUGAGCUUGCUCCGACGAAUGCACCAUUCGAACGUUUACCUAUUUCUUAAUUUUUUUAUGCUUAAAUCUAGGCAAAAAUCUAAUUCCUUUUUAUGAUCAUCAGUUUUCCGAUGUCUUUGGUUUAAUUUAGCCAAAUAUCAGUCGCUCCUUCUGCGUGAUGUUUCCAUCAUGAAUUGUGGACCACCAGCGAUAUUUAUAGUAUUCAGGCUGAAAAAAGCUAGCAUGAAUAGAUGGAAAACAAACCCUUUGUAUAUGAAAAUAAAGCCCUGUUGUUAAGCUCUCCUCAUGCGAAUAAAACUAAAUUAGCAAUUUCGGUGCGGUUUGUUAAUGCUAUUAGAAGAUUCUAUAUCAAUUUCCUCACCGGUUUUAUUACACACGUCGAAUAUACUAAAGGUAGACCUUGCUCAAAAUAACGCUUAUGGCUCUUGUGUAGAAGAAUGGCGUACCAUAGCAUUCCUUUCAAAAUCAGUCAAGUAUUUUGUGGCCAGCACGAAGAUAUACGAACAAUUUCCGUCCAUUUGUGAGUCAUGUUCAAUUAGCGCCUUUUUCGUCAAUGGACUUCACAUGGAGCUAAAUGGAAAAAAAGGGGCAAAAUUUUUGAAAGCGCUUUUAAACACAUUAUGAUGAUAAAUAAGUUUUCUUGUGGACAAGCUUUUAAUUUUCUUUAUGUUUUGGUUUAAAAAGUUACAAAAUUACUGAAAAUGUAAUAUUAUACACGAAAUGCCAGUCAGAUGACAAACAAAUUAUAAAAGAAAAUGAAAAGCUCGGGCUUUGACACAUUUGACUAUUAGCGCGCAAUUACGUAUGGCUCAAAUGCAAUUUCCCGAGGAGAUCAUUCGAAAGCAAAUUCCAAAUAAAAAUCCUGUAAGCAAAGUUAAUAUCCUGCAACGUUGACUUUUGUCUCACAAAUUUACAUUCAACAAUUUUGACGCACACCAAAAGCCUCCUUGGUUUCUUCAGUCUCUUUUUUCCCGGUGACAUUACGGAAUGGCCUAUCUCAGUUUUUUAUGCAUCAAACAUGUUUUGGCGGCUGUAAAAUUUAAUUAUUUCAUUUUUUGUGGAGCUGCAAUUAUUCUAAGCGCGAUGUUUCUUGGUAAGUUUGUUUCAGUAAGUAAAUUCUGCGCUGCAAGGGCAAAGCAGUUUGAAACAUUUUUAACUUAUAUGUAAUGUAACAGUUUAAAGAAUUAUAGAGAACGCAGAAUUGCUUGUUUCCCAGACGUGAAGAACGCGAGCGCAUGCAUAUCAUUUUUAUAACAAAAGCGUCAACUUUUUCGUCGUAUUAUUAUUGUUUAUGUGAAAUAUACUUGCUUAGCUAAAGUAAUGACGUUGAAUCAAAGUAACUAUUUGGAUGAUACCAUAAAAAAUGUCGUAAUAAUGUAUUUUUACUCAAUUUUUCUGAUCGACUCAUUUCUUUCAAUCUGUGAAUUCUCCAGUUUAUAGUUACAGUAAUGUCAAGUGGUUUGGAAAACACAUUUGUCUGAGACGUUUAUAUAGGACUAGAUAUCUAUUUUAAUAACCUGCACAUGUAUUCAGAAAUGUCUUUUAUUCAUCCAUUUUGUAAUAUGUACUUUUAUUUCAUGAUUUUACUACGAGAUAUGUCUUGCUGCGAUGUAGAUUAUAGGUUCAGCUUUUAUGUUUAUUCAUUAUUCCUGUGAAGUAAAAAACAACUUGAAGGCAUCAAUGGAUUUUUUUUUUCACGCAAUUUUUAGCUACUAUGCUACUACUACUGAGGGUCAUGCGUUAUUGUGCAAUUCGAGCCUAAAUUUUAAAGACAGCCAUUAUAUUUCUGCUAUUAAUGCCCUUUUUUUUCAAAAAGGCAAGUUCAACCUUUUACUUAACGCCCACAGGCUAAUUAUAAAAAUAUUAAAAAAAUUGAAAUGCGAAGCGCAGUCGGAGUCUAAGGUUGCGUUCCUUUUAGCCAAACGUUUUUCGGAUUUAGAAAAUCUAGAUUGUUUGGAUUUUCGUGCUAGCCGGAACGAAAAUCUGAAAUAAGAUUGAUCCGUAUACAGUAGCUGCUUUUUGCGCUGAUCUUCUUCUCAAUUCUUCAACAUAUCGUUUCUAAUUUCUUUCCGCUAAAUUAAGCGUUUUCCUAUAGAGAAAUGGAAAGAAAAGUAGCUCUUUAACUACUGGUGGUUCAUACUGGGACUAGUCGACUUAAAAGUAUCUGGAAUUUGAUUCAAGAAAAUUCAGAAGACAAUUACGAAUUCUCAAGUGCUGAGACGCGCGCUCUAAACACACACACACACACACAUUGGACACUAUAGUUUUAUGGUGAGAAAAUCCAAGAGUUUUCGCUCCCUUUACGGAUUUAUAGUUACAGUGGAACUUGAGUUUAAUACACUACAAUCCUUUAGCGGCAUAGAACAACGGAGAAGUAUACAUAACGUUUGCCUGAACUAACCUUGAUCCGCCGUGUUUAUCGAUGAAAGAGUACGUUCUUGCGAUCGAAAAGCAGUUUCAUGAAAUGGAACAAAAAUCUGAAACCAGAUUGAGAUACCAAUCUGAACUAUCGAAGUGGGGAGGUGGAUCAUUCAGAUUGCAAUCUUUGAUUGGUUUAGUCAUUAAUGGAACAAAAAAUCAAAUUUCGGAUCGCAAAAUCCUGAUUUAGAUUGGUCAAAAGGAAUGCAGUCUAAGUGAGAUCUUUGUUUAAAGUCUUAUAUUUUUAAAUGUGAGGCCGUCUUACCAGUCAAUCAGGAUUUAAGGUUUUUGUUUGUUUAUUUUUUGCUUACAUAAUUGUCACUUUUCAUAAAACACAAGACGGUGGUCACCUAAAUAAAUGAAAAUGCAAAGCGAUAUGAAUGUAAAGCAUAACACUGCUGGCACGGCCAUUACGUUUUCCUCAGGUUUAGAAGGAAACGCCAUUGCCUGUAAAAUACAAAAGUAUCAUUUCCACGAAGAACAUCUCACCGUGGAUUCUGUGGAAUUUGCUUCACUAAACUGCUCAAUAGUGCACGGAGCACCAGCAAAUACCAUUUUAUGGAGCAAUGAAAAAUAUUGGCAUCCUGUGCAUUCCGUCUCGGUACCAGGUCUGUGGUCAAGCCUACAGAUACGAAAUGUCACCCAAAAGGAUGCUGGGACAUAUAGAUGCGAGGUGAAGAAGGGCACUGAUAAACAAGUUUGUGAAGUAGUUCUUUGUAAGUUAGUUUUGGUUUUAAGAGCUGAUAGACCCGCUUUACGUAAGAAAAGUGUUCUUCUUAGAUACCGUAUAUCAUGUAACUUGAAUGAUCUCUAAUUCAGCUGAUAUAAAUAAAAAAAGUAAACAUGCUAGCAGACAAUAUAAAAACCUCUCCCCCGUACUGAACUGACGAAGGAGAAUUUGUCUUCUGUAUAGACUAUAGAUGCCAACUUUUCUUGACCUAAUCAAACCAAAUUUUAGGCAUCAUACACUCGUUACUCCAUUAAUUUAAAUUCACUUCACACAGGCCUUCAUACUUAAGCUAAAAUUACGUUCUUUCUGUUACGAUGUUCCAUGAAGGUUUUUUUCUCUUUCCAGACAUCGUGGGCUAAUAAUUGUUCAAUAGCUAUAGGAGAAAAUUUAACGUACACGAGGUUUCGAAUCCCAGGAUAGGAAACGUAUUUAGCAUACAAAAGCUUUCGAUUUCAUCACGGAAUCUUUUGCAAGUGGUGGAGUUGGACGUUUUGUCACGUGAUUUGUACUUCACUUGAAAAAGACUCCUAGUAAAACAUUCCGUGAUGAAGUCGAAAGCUUGGGUUUCCUAUCCUGGGAUUCGAUACUUCCUUCAUUUACUUAAAAAAUCAUUAUGACGGGGUUCGGUAGUAUAGGUGAAUAAUCCGGAGAGGUUAAUUCUUUUGGAAAUGUUAUAAUGUAAUUCCAUCAAAAGGAUUGUUAUGGAUUUCUUUCUUUCUCUUACCCUUAAAAAGGCCGUCCAAAAAUUUCUAGAACGCCAGGUUACUUCACCACAACACCUCAGCUAAUUGCAGAAGGAACUACCAAAUACGUCUUCCACUGCUAUGCCUCUGGUUGGCCAAAGCCUUCAUUCACAUGGCUGAAAAACGGGACAGAAAUUAAAGACGGUGAUGUGGACAAGUCAUAUGUACUGAUAAAAAGGCCUGGUGGCCUUGAAUUAAAUAUUCUUUCUGUGACGAAAGAAGACCACCAAGGUCAUUACAGCUGUGUGGCGAGAAACAUUUUCGGAAAGCGACGAUAUGGCAUUCUUCUUAAGGUUAAAAGUUAGUAUCCAAGACUAAACAGUUUUUUUAAGGCGCUUAAGACUGACAAUCGUUUGAUGAUCAUUACAAAAGAACCCCUCUAACCUUCUAGCUCUUUGUUCCGGCGCAAGUCUCAGUUUCUUUGUUGAUAUACGAAAACUGUAAUCAUCAUUUUCAGGGUUGCUUCGUCAGCAUCAUAUUUCACAAUUUGUCACGUGUUUAAAAAUCUGUAAAUUUUUUUUUUUUUACCUUAAAAAACCAUUAACCUGAUGUUCAUAAUUUUAAACUUUUUAAAGACAAGUACAGUGUUUACCGCGUGGUAACUGAUAAUUCAGUACCUCUCAGGAAUUUAAUUAACAACAUUCGCUGGCUAUCCGUACUGUAUCAUUUCGACUAAACCCGUAAAUCAGUGUUAAAAGUAGGUGAAAGGAAAGUUAUUUGUUUUGUCAAAAGUAAGCUUAGGUACAGUGUAGAUGCAAUAAGGGCAAGUUAAGUCUAUCUGAUCAUCGCUUUGCUUGGCAACGACAGGCAAAGAUUGUAAAACUUCAUCUGUCCUUAAAGAACGUUUCGACUUCUCAUUAACUACUUUUCAGAACAAGUUCCACUGCGACCACUUGCCCACGCACAUGUCAAUAAGGUCUCCAAAUACACUGGCGAGCCAGCCCUCCUGACAUGCGUGGGACUAUUUACUACAGAAGUAACUACAGUUAUCUCAUGGGAUUUCAAUGGGUCACAACUGAACCUGGACACAGACGAACAUUACAAAUUGGACUAUGUAUAUUAUGAGGAGGAUUUGACGCCCAAAGUAAAUUUUUCCCUUCUGAUAAAGAAAGUAACUGAACGAGAUACGGGGAAGUAUCGCUGCAGAGUUAUUACACCUGGAUGGACUGCUUCUGACAUGAUUUUCCUAAGCCUUGUGAAACCGCGUAAGUACACAGAUCAUGCUUCAAACACUUUGGCAAGGAGGGAUGGGGUGGAGACAGGGGGAUCAAAACUACGAACCCCCUUCCGUACCUUGCGUCUCCAGACCCCGCCCUUUAUUUCUUGUCUUCCUGCUAUUUAGCCUGUAAGCAACCUCUCCGCCGACAGAUCUCUCUUCACCCCGCCGCCAGAGAGCCCUGGAGAGCUUGCUCGUAGGCUAUCCUCCCUUCAACUUUUUUGUCGAUUGCGAAAUCUCAUGCAUUGUUGGAUAAUUUCCCCUUAUUUCUCCCGCUUCCCAUCCCUUUCAAACUCCCACCUCCCGCCUUCCCAGGCUCCAAUCCCCUGUCGUCUUCCUCACUUUGCCAUUCUGAAAAUGUUAAUGCAAAUAUUAAGGCAUCUCUGAGCCGUUAGCAGUCGACACUGCCCACCAAAUCAAUGUAAAGAAACACAAACAACCAAACAAAACAGGAAAUUAUGCCCGGUUUAAAGUUGUUUUUUUACUUACCCAGAUAUAUUUUAAAGCUAAAUUUCCUCAAGCUUUUUGUCAUUUUUUAUCACAGCAGAUUUUUCACAUCGGCGAAGGAACGGUAACAUUUCAUUAAUAGAAAAUCUGCUGGUGAGUGUAGCGGUUUUUUUGGUUCUAGGAACAGCCAUAAUCGUUCACAGAGUGAGGACUAAAAGAAAAAGAGAUCGAAAACGUAAGAUUUAUUUUUAUCUUGUUGUUGUUAUUAAUCCUAAACAGUGAUCUCGAAUUCUUUUGAUCUAGGAUUUAUCAAAGAAAAUAAUAGAAAAUCGACCAUCAACUAUUUUCAAAAGCAGAACAAAAUGUAGCCUGCGAACCGCAGACGUAUUUCCGGUCGUCGCUUCUCUCCCCACGAAAAUUAAUUUUCGGAGGGAGAGAAGCGACGACCGGAAAUACGUCUGCGGUUCGCAGGCUAAACAAAAUGCAGACAGAUGUAAGGAUUUAUACCAAGAAUUCACUGUGUCCUUCACCUUUCGAUAAAAUUGUUGUGAUACCCGAUGAAUAAAGAACAACCAAAAUGAGUGACAUCAUUUUUCGAGGUAUUUAGCUUUUGGUAUUGUUUGUUUACGUUCUUUUUAUCAAUUUUCUUAAUUAGUCAUUUAUUUUUGUGUUUUAGCUCACUUGGAGACAGAUGACUUUCAAUAUGACGUCUUCGUCAGUUUCAGCACCCUCGACUAUCCCUGGGUACGAGACAGCCUCACUCCAAUGCUGGAAAGAAAGCAAAUCAACUACUGCAUUCACAGCCGGGACUUUGUAGUCGGGAAAGCAAUCAUUGAAAACAUGGCGGACAGCGUGUAUAAUAGCAGGAAGGUAUUGGCUGUUAUUUCACAAAACUACCUGGCCAGUCAUUUCUGCCGUGAAGAACUGGAAAUAGCUUUGUACCGCUGUACAAAAAUGGCAGACUCUUCUCUUUUGCUGAUCCGUGUUGAUGACGUCGACAAGAAAAACUUACCCAAGACAUUGCGAAGACGAACAUUUUUGGAUUACUCCAGCGCCAUGGAAAGGAGUGAAUGGGAGCAGAGAUUGUUGAAGCACAUUCAGGUUGAUGAGAGUGAUGCAAAGAUUGAUACAAGAAAAUCCAGUGACAAAUGUCAACUCAUAUAA